AUGGUGCCCGGGGGCGGGGCCGGCGGCGGCGACGGCGGCUGGCGGGGGCCGCCGGCCCGGGACCGACCGCCGGGCUGCCGGGCUGACGGGCGGGAGCUGGGGACGCACGCGAGAAGCGGCCCUGAGCCAAGGAACUCUCGAAGGAGGGGCCUGGGGCGGAGCUGGGAGUAUCUAGGGGGCAGCCCGGGCCUCGAGGGGAGGACUGUGGGCAGAGGUUAUCCCGCGAGUGCUGGGGAGCGGCCCGGCAGGGGUAGGGCCGAGGGUGGGGGUGGGGGGCCGGCUGCCCCGCGCCCAGGCCGGACGCGCGCGCAGCUUGCGGCCGCGGGGACGGGGUGCGGGGAGACCAACCUGGGCCCGGUCCGGAGCAGUGGGUCCGGGACUGGCACGGCCUAG
Lutra lutra (Eurasian river otter) is the source of this 393-nucleotide messenger RNA. Its product is annotated as myosin heavy chain IB-like. Lineage: Eukaryota; Metazoa; Chordata; Mammalia; Carnivora; Mustelidae. The record is from RefSeq and is a predicted model, not a curated record. The transcript has 2 exons. The coding region runs from base 1 to 393 and encodes 130 amino acids.